UUUAAUAUAUUAAUUUCUAGAAGAAAAAGUUUUUAUUUAUUUAAACAAUAUUUUAUUAAUUCAUAGUUUUAGACUUAAUUUUACUUACGUUAGUUUAAGCGAAUGGAUAAAAUUGAGUACUCACUUUAUAAAGUUUGUUCUAAAAUCAUUGCACAUACUCAAAAUGAACUCCCAACUUAGCAAAAUGUUCACGACAAUACUUAAGCAAAAGAUUUAUGUGAUUCCGUUAUGCUAAAAUUUAAUGAAUUCGAUCAGCUUUUCGAUAGAUUAACAAAUAUUGUUUAAUAUUUGCAAUACGAUUAGCCUGAAGAGAAGAAAAUGAUAGAUAUUGAGAGAUAGAUUUAAGAACAUCAAAAUGAAAUUUGGAAUUGUGGUGAAAAUUUAAAUAAACUGCAUCACGAAUUCAUUAAUAGUCCUUGGGUAAAUAUGGAAAGUGUUAAUUUAAUGUAUGGAAGAAAUGGUUAAGUUAAAAUGGAGUUAUUGGAUGGGUAUAAUUUAGGGAUGGACUACAAAACUAAACAAUAGGAGAAAAAACAUUUAAUGAGAAAAAAGCUUUUAAGCAUGAAAAAACCUCCAAAAGUAGAUAAAAUAAAGCUUAAAGAUGAUAGAUGUAUUGUGAAAACAGAUAUAUACUAAAUAAACUAUGAUUUAAUUUAUGACUAAGAAACUGAUACUUUCAAUUGGAAAAUCCCUAGAACAAAGGAUAUUUAGAUAUCUGAUAAUGGUUUAUCAUAUUUGUAAAACUUCCUAAAAGAUGAAAAAAGUAAAAAGGAUAUUUAAACUGCUUUGGAUCAGGUUAACAAAUCUAUAAUUCAAUUAAAAAAAGAAAUAAUUGCUUAGACUAAAGAAAGAAAGAAGCGCUAGUAAUUGUUUGAAGCUAAGAAGGAGGUGUAGGAAGACCUUAUUAAAACAGAGCACUUCAAUGUUAAAUAAGAGGCAUAAUCUUAAAAUGUAAAAUUAGAACAUUAUUCGUAACCUAUGAAUGUGAAAUCCGAAUAUAAAGGAAAUGAUGCUUUAGCUGAAGAUAGUAAUAUUGAAGAAGAAUACAACUACUAGAUACUUUGCAAUAAAUAUGAGAUGAUGGUUUCUUAUGUAUUUUGCUUUAUAGAUUAGAAAAUUAAAACCUUAUUCUCAGAUUAAGUUUUGGAGAUUUUAUAGAAAUAGGACAAAGAAAACUUACAAAAAAAAUUUGGGCCAGAGGUUGUUUAUCUUCAAAAAAAAUCUGACAUUAAAGAUGAAUUGAAAUUCAACUACGUAUAGAUUCGUUUCAAGCCUUAAACUGCGAUGCUUUAAACUGUCUUAAAAUAGGAGAAUUUGAUCAAAAACAAAGCAGAAAAUAAUAUCACAUAAACAUCAAUUUUCAUAGAACACAUUUCUUACGACACUAAUACCUACUAUUAAUUUAUACUUUCCUAAGAGAAAAUUAAUUUUUAUCGUUAAAUUAGAGCUAAAUCUCAUUAAGAGCAAAAGGAAAUUAUUGAAAAAAUACAAUAUUAUAAACCAAGCCAAUUAAUUAAGGAAAAAAUUAACUAUAAGAAUUUAAUUAUUUAAGAAGCUAUCAAAAAUGAUUUGCUUCCUAAAUAAAGUUUCUCUUUAACACCGUUCGAUACUAUUUACAUUAAAUCUAAUAUUACCCUCAGCUAAAUUGACUCUACUCUACUGAGGCCUUUCAUAAAUUUGGAGGACUAAAAUUAAAUUUAGGUGGAUUCUUUAUUUUUAAUUCAUAAACCCAAAGAAUUAAUAAUUUAACCAGAAAAUGUAGAUAAUCCUUCAAACUCUGAUAACGUGAGUUAUUUAAGAGUUGUGAUAGGAGAUAAAAUAGAUUUAGAAAUUAUACUCUAGUAGUACAGAGUAAUCAUGCUUUAGCAAUUUUUUAUUUCAAACUAUAAGCUAAGCUAGAGUCUGCAUGAUGAAAAUUCAAUGCAUUUAGAAGUUUAUGAUGAAUAGUAAGCUAGCAACAUGGUUUUACUAAUUAGACAAAAAAGAUAGUUAUAUGAUGAGGACAUUAAAUAAAUUAGUAUAAACAAAAUAUAAAGCAAGUAUUUAACCCAAGCUGUAUUUUAGCUUUAAAAUCAUCCUCUAAUAAAAAACAUAAUCUACUAGGUCUUGAUUUGUGUUAGGAUAACCUGUGAUGACCUAGACAGUAAAGACGAUAAGGAGAUAUACUAAAUAAUAAUACCAUAUCUGACAGAUAAGCAGCACUACAUAAUUUAUAAUAGUUUAAACGAAGAUAUUAUUGAAUUAGAUUCAUAAAAGGAGCAAGAAUUAGAUGAAUUGAUAUAGGAUUUGCAAAGAAAAGAGCAUAUUAUUUAGAAUUUUGUAAACACUGUUUAUAUAGCACAAGCUGUUUAAAAAAAUAUUUUGCACUCCUAAUUUAGAGCAAUAAGUUAGGAAUAAAACAGCGACUACAGUUAAAUUACUAUUGAGUGUAGAUUAAAAGAUGAGUUAAAUUCAGAUAAGCCAAUUAAAAUUUACAUAUAAAAAAACUUUCAUAUAAAUUUGGAAUAUAACUUUGGUGAAUUGAGAAACUAAUGCAAAACAGAGGAAAUACCGAGAAACUAAAGUUUAUCUAGCUUCUACAAACAAUUCACUUUUAAUUUAGAUUUAAAUAUCUAAAAAUCAUUGAAAGAUAUAUAUUCCAGGUAUAAUUACUUGAGUGAUGAUAGAACAAGGAUUAUAAAAGAAUUCCUCAAAUUGAAAAUUUCAAAUGAUGAAUGGUUUACUCAACACAAUUUGAAAACUAGACCUGAAACUAUUGUACAUCACCCUAAUUAGCAACACACAGGAAGUAAUUAAGGUAUAUAACAAGGAAUUAACGGUUAAUAGAAUGGUUUAAAUCAUUAUAAUCAAUAAAGGCCAAAUUAAAACCAAUUCUAAAAUAAUUCUAUAUAGUAAUAAAAUAACUCUUAGGGUUUACCAGCAAAUCAGUAAGUAGUGGGUUAAGGAAAUCAUUAAUAAUCUGGAAAUCAAUAACGCCCAUAUGCUUAGAAUUCUAAUUUUAAUCAAUAAUAAUAACCCUAAUAGUCAUAACCUGGGACAUAAGUUUAAUAAAAUGGAGCUAUGAAUAAUAGUUAUGGUUAGCAAACAGGAUAAUCUACCUAAAGAAAUCCUUAACAGUAUUACUAAAAUUAAUAAUAGUAUGGAAAUAAUAAUUACAAUAAUUAAGCAUAAUAGCAAUAAAAUCCUAACUAAUAAGGUGUUGGCUAGUAAUCUGGUGCAAAUAAUUAUGCUCACAUGAAUGGAGCUUAGAACUCUUCGUAUAACUAGUAAUAAUAUUAAAAUUACCAACCAAAUAGUAACAGACCUAAUUGA
Tetrahymena thermophila SB210 is the source of this 3312-nucleotide messenger RNA. RefSeq lists its product as hypothetical. NCBI's taxonomy places the organism in Eukaryota, Ciliophora, Oligohymenophorea, Hymenostomatida, Tetrahymenidae. The transcript is spliced from 11 exons. The record is from RefSeq and is a predicted model, not a curated record.